GCGGCCGCAGCCAGCCCCGUGCCCGCCCCGCCCAGCCGCGGCGGGUCGGACGUCCGGAGCCCGUGGGUCCCCGGCCGAGGUCCGCGGAGGCGUGCCCACCCGGUGGCCGCGAGAGCAGUGAGUAGCGGUGGCCGUCAUGCACAGCGGUAUCGUGUCCGCCCCGCGUGCCCCGCGCCGCCCCUGAGUCCGGCCGCGAGUUCCAGCUCAGGGCCCAGAGCCUGCCCGUCCACGUGGCCGCACCAUGAGCCACGGGCCGAGCCCCCGGCUGGCCGAGUCCCCGCAGCUGUCCAAGGGCAGCCUCCUGACCAUCCUGGGCAGCCCGUCGCCCGAGCGCAUGGGCCCUGCGGACUCGCUGCCGCCCACACCGCCCAGCGGCACGCCCUCGCCAGGGCCCCCGCCGGCGCUGCCCCUGCCGCCCGCGCCCGCGCUGCUGGCCGACGGGGACUGGGAGAGCCGCGAGGAGCUGCGGCUGCGGGAGCUGGAGGAGGCGCGGGCGCGGGCGGCGCAGAUGGAGAAGACCAUGCGCUGGUGGUCGGACUGCACGGCCAACUGGCGCGAGAAGUGGAGCAAGGUGCGCGCCGAGCGCAACCGCGCGCGCGAGGAGGUGCGCCAGCUGCGCCAGCGCCUCGACGCGCUCACCAAGGAGCUGGCGGGCGCGCGGCGGGAGCGCCAGGAGGCGCAGGGCGAGUGCGAGGCGCGGGGCCGCGAGCUGGCGCGGCUGCGGGGCGCCCGGGGCUCCGUGGACAGGACGCCCGACGGGCCCGAGCCGGAGCGGGAGCACGAGCCGGUGCGCGACGUCGGGGCGGAGAGGCCGCAGGGCAGCCAGGAGCUGGAGCUGGUAGAGAGCCUGCUGCGGAGCAGACCAGAGGAGCCCGAGGGAUGCUGGGAGGCACGCAGUGUGGGCGCCGGGGGCCUGCGGGGCAGCUCGGGCCGCCAGGAACGCAGCCGGCUGCCCUGGGAGGACACAGCCACCAUCGAAGAGGAUGCAUCCAAGUUGACUGCCCUGCGGCUGCGGCUGGAUGAGUCCCAGAAGGUGCUGCUCAAGGAGCGAGAGGAUAAACUAGCACUGAGCAGGAACAUUGAGAAGCUGGAGGGUGAGCUCAGCCAGUGGAAGAUUAAGUACGAGGAGCUCAGCAAGACCAAGCAGGAGAUGCUCAAGCAGCUCAGCAUCCUGAAGGAGGCCCACCAGGAUGAGCUGGGCCGCAUGUCGGAAGACCUGGAGGACGAGCUGGGUGCGCGGUCCAGCAUGGACAGGAAGAUGGCUGAGCUGAGGGGUGAGAUGGAGCGGCUGCAGGCAGAGAACGCGGCCGAGUGGGGCCGCCGCGAGCGGCUGGAGACCGAGAAGCUGGGCCUGGAGCGGGAGAACAAGAAGCUGCGGGCACAGGUCGGGGACCUGGAGGAGGCGCUGGCCCGGCGGCGGCGGCAGACCGCCAGCGCGCUGGACUGCGACCUGCGGGCCAGCCAGGCCGCGCUCUUCGAGAAGAACAAGGAGCUGGCAGACCUGAAGCAUGUGCAUGGCAAGCUGAAGAAGCAGUUCCAGGAGAAGGUGGCAGAGUUGGCACACGCCAACCGGCGGGUGGAGCAGCACGAGGCAGAGGUAAAGAAGCUGCGGCUGCGGGUGGAGGAGCUCAAGAAGGAGUUGGCCCAGGCUGAGGACGAGCUGGACGAGGCCCACAACCAGGCACGUAAGCUGCAGCGGUCGCUGGACGAGCAGACGGAGCAGAGCGAGAACCUGCAGGUGCAGCUGGAGCAUCUGCAGUCCAGGCUCCGCAGGCAGCAGCAGAACGCACCCCUCUUCGGGAAGAUCCGCAGCGCCCGCUUUGGCGCCGAGGAGGCUGGGGAUGGAGCCAGCGACCUGGACGAGGACGAGGACCUGCAGAUCCAGGUGGCCUAGCUUGUGGGGCUGCCCAGCUGACCGGCCGCUCGAACUGACGCGUCUGCCUGUGCUGGCUCUGGGAGCAGACCCCGCUCCCUGCG
Equus quagga is the source of this 1977-nucleotide messenger RNA. RefSeq names its product coiled-coil domain containing 102A (gene CCDC102A). Bases 242 to 1894 code for a protein of 550 amino acids. The transcript has 9 exons. Gene Ontology annotation, cellular component: myosin complex. The record is from RefSeq and is a predicted model, not a curated record. NCBI's taxonomy places the organism in Eukaryota, Metazoa, Chordata, Mammalia, Perissodactyla, Equidae.